Messenger RNA from Pelobates cultripes (western spadefoot toad), 803 nucleotides. NCBI's taxonomy places the organism in Eukaryota, Metazoa, Chordata, Amphibia, Anura, Pelobatidae. The record is from the annotation of a GenBank genome assembly.
AGACAGUCCCUAUCAGUCACCGAGAUAGACUGCUCCUAGUAUAUAUCACAGAGACAGUCCCUAUCAGACACCGAGAUAGACUGCUCCUAGUAUAUAUCACAGAGACAGUCCCUAUCAGUCACCGAGAUAGACUGCUCCUAGUAUAUAUCACAGAGACAGUCCCUAUCAGUCACCGAGAUAGACUGCUCCUAGUAUAUAUCACAGAGACAGUCCCUAUCAGACACCGAGAUAGACUGCUCCUAGUAUAUAUCACAGAGACAGUCCCUAUCAGACACCGAGAUAGACUGCUCCUAGUAUAUAUCACAGAGACAGUCCCUAUCAGACACCGAGAUAGACUGCUCCUAGUAUAUAUCACAGAGACAGUCCCUAUCAGUCACCGAGAUAGACUGCUCCUAGUAUAUAUCACAGAGGCAGUCCCUAUCAGUCACCGAGAUAGACUGCUCCUAGUAUAUAUCACAGAGACAGUCCCUAUCAGUCACCGAGAUAGACUGCUCCUAGUAUAUAUCACAGAGACAGUUCCUAUCAGUCACCGAGAUAGACUGCUCCUAGUAUAUAUCACAGAGACAGUCGAUAUCAGUCACCGAGAUAGACUGCUCCUAGUAUAUAUCACAGAGACAGUCCCUAUCAGUCACCGAGAUAGACUGCUCCUAGUAUAUAUCACAGAGACAGUCCCUAUCAGUCAUCGAGAUACACUGCUCCUAGUAUAUAUCACAGAGACAGUCCCUAUCAGUCACCGAGAUAGACUGCUCCUAGUAUAUAUCACAGAGACAGUCCCUAUCAGUCACCGAGAUAGACUGCUCCUA